Lepus europaeus (European hare) is the source of this 1873-nucleotide messenger RNA. It is a transcript of the gene SH3GLB2, whose product is annotated as SH3 domain containing GRB2 like, endophilin B2. Gene Ontology annotation, cellular component: membrane; cytoplasm. Gene Ontology annotation, molecular function: protein binding. The record is from RefSeq and is a predicted model, not a curated record. NCBI's taxonomy places the organism in Eukaryota, Metazoa, Chordata, Mammalia, Lagomorpha, Leporidae. Gene Ontology annotation, biological process: membrane organization. The transcript is spliced from 11 exons. Bases 66 to 1253 code for a protein of 395 amino acids.
AGCAGGUGGGCGGGGUGCGGGCGGCGGCGCGAGGCCGGGGUUGCCGGCUGCGCUCGGGCCGCGCCAUGGACUUCAACAUGAAGAAGCUGGCGUCGGACGCGGGCAUCUUUUUCACCCGGGCGGUGCAGUUCACGGAGGAGAAAUUCGGUCAGGCCGAGAAGACCGAGCUGGACGCCCACUUUGAAAACCUGCUGGCCCGGGCAGACAGCACCAAGAACUGGACGGAGAAGAUCCUGCGGCAGACAGAGGUGCUGCUGCAGCCCAACCCCAGCGCCCGGGUGGAGGAGUUCCUGUACGAGAAGCUGGACAGGAAGGUCCCCUCGCGGGUCACCAACGGGGAGCUGCUGGCUCAGUACAUGGCGGAGGCGGCCAGCGAGCUGGGGCCCAGCACGCCGUACGGGAAGACGCUGGUCAAGGUGUCGGAAGCCGAGAAGCGCCUGGGGGCCGCCGAGAGGGACUUCAUCCACGCGGCCUCGCUCAGCUUCCUCACGCCCCUGCGCAACUUCCUGGAAGGCGACUGGAAGACGAUUUCGAAGGAGAGGCGGCUCCUGCACAACCGCCGGCUGGACCUGGACGCCUGCAAGGCUCGGCUGAAGAAAGCCAAGGCCGCCGAGGCCAAAGCCACGACGGUGCCGGACUUUCAGGAGACUAGACCUCGUAAUUACAUUCUCUCGGCCAGCGCCUCCUCGCUUUGGAACGAUGAGGUGGACAAGGCUGAGCAGGAGCUCCGAGUGGCCCAGACGGAGUUUGACCGGCAGGCGGAAGUGACCCGGCUGCUGUUGGAGGGGAUCAGCAGCACUCACGUGAACCACCUUCGCUGCCUCCACGAGUUCGUCAAGUCGCAGACAACCUACUACGCGCAGUGCUACCGUCACAUGCUAGACCUGCAGAAGCAGCUGGGCAGAUUCCCAGGCACUUUUGUGGGCACCACGGAGCCUGCCUCCCCACCCCUGAGCAGCACCUCGCCCACCACUGCUGCGGCCACCAUGCCCGUGGUGCCCUCAGUGGCCGGCCUGGCCCCUCCGGGGGAGGCAGCACUCUGCCUGGAGGAGGUGGCGCCCCCCGCCAGCGGGACCCGCAAGGCCCGGGUGCUGUACGACUAUGAAGCGGCGGACAGCAGUGAGCUGGCCCUGCUGGCUGACGAGCUCAUCACCGUCUACAGCCUGCCUGGCAUGGACCCCGACUGGCUCAUUGGCGAGAGAGGCAACAAGAAGGGCAAGGUCCCCGUCACCUACUUGGAGCUGCUCAGCUAAGCCCCCUGGCCUGGGCAGGAGAGCACGGACGGACACUGCUCUCACCUGUCUCGUGGGUCGGCCACGCAGCUGCUCGGGUGGGACUAACCCAUCCUGCCACGCCCCUGGUCAUCCUGCUGUGAGGGAGCCCAAGAGGCUGAAUGGUCCCUGCCUCUGCCAGCCCCGCUUCUGACCUAGGUUCUGGAGCCCGGCCCCUGCCUGCACCCCGCCCCCCAACAGUCCGGCCCUCCCAGCUCCUGCUAGGGGGGAGGGGCCCCAGCACUUCAGCCAGACUGGGGCAGCCGCGGGCGCCUAGGAGCCGGCGGGUUGAGGGGCACAAGAGAGCACUGCCCUUAUCUGCCAGAAGCAGAGGAGGGGGACAGCCGUGAGGCCAGCGGUGCCCUGGCAGCCCCUGGGGCCUGGGUACUGCGCCUUCUGGAGGGGACGCCCUGGAAGAGACGGGGUAGGGCCCCGGCGCAGUGCCUGCCCGGUGCUACCCCUCCCCCCACCUCCCAGCUCACGCCAAGCUGGCGGCUGCCGCCUUCGCUCUCCACUCCCCACUCUUUUUAACAGACAUUUCUACUUCUGCCUGUCUGCUCUCCAGCCAGUGGCAAACAAUAAACCCUCCUUCGUGUGCGAGU